GCCAUCCACCGCUCACACGUACGCAUUUAUUCACGCACGUUCACCGGCGUGCUACACUGUUGUUUCAUUGUUGUUUCACCCUGCUGGUCCCUUAUACUACAUCAUUGUCCCGCUAUUCUUUUUCUCUCGUUUCGCCUUCUACAUUGUAGGCGUUUCGCGUUCCCGUCACCAUGUGCGCGUUCCUUCAUGUCGCCGCGGUCGAGACUCCCCGACUGAAUUUUUCGCUUUGAUGCCGCGAACGGCACCUGCCCUGAGCAAUCGUCUCGUCGGCUGCUCCUCGUGCGCCUUUUCGCUGACGAAGUUUUGCAUUAUAUUUACCGCAGACAGCGCUCUCCUCACCGUCACCCUCGCCCUUGCGAUCGCGCCGAAAUAACCUUUCGCGAACACGCUGCGUUGCGAAACGUCAGUCCCGCGCACGAUCCUACUUCAAGAGGCAUUGUCUAGCAAACUCGCUAAAAUGACAACUGAUCCGGAACGCGCUGCCAAUGUAAGCGAUAUGGAUUCCGUUGAAGGUGAAGAUAGUAACAACGACGUGGGGUUCAAGAUGAAUUUGUCCGGACGUCCAGUCAGGACGUCCGCAGUUUUACGUAGUACUGACGAUCCGGUGUUAGGUGCUCUUCGACAUUUGUCUGCACAUGGAUUGGAAUUAGAGCAAAUGCAGUCUCUCCCUGCUGUCGUUAAACGUAGAAUCAAAGCACUGAAACAAUUACAACUUGUCACUACUAAUAUCGAGGCCAAAUUCUAUGAGGAAGUUCAUAGUCUAGAGUGCGAAUACUAUAAAAUGUGCGCACCCUUAUAUGAGAAACGAAGUGAGAUAAUAUCUGGUAUUUAUGAACCAACGGAUGAACAAUGUGCUUGGGAGAGCGAUGAAGAAGAGGAAGGUCUGAGCAACGACUUGAAAACCAAGGCAAAGAUCGAGGAUAAUCAAGAGAAGAAGGAUGAAACGGAUAACGAGGUUGAUAUUAAGGGUAUCCCAGAUUUUUGGCUAACAAUAUUUAAGAACGUAGGUACAUUAGCCGAAAUGGUUCAAGAACACGAUGAGCCAAUUUUGAAACAUCUAACUGAUAUUAAAGUGAAUUUCUUGAAAUCAAGUCCGAUGGGAUUUAUUCUCGAGUUCUAUUUUACGCCCAAUGAAUACUUCUCGAAUACAGUACUCAUUAAAGAAUACAUUAUGAAGUGUGCUCCUGAACAGAACGAUCCUUUCAGUUUCGAAGGACCUGAGAUCUAUAAAUGCAAGGGCUGCACAAUUGACUGGAAGAAAGGCAAGAACAUUACAAUAAAAACUAUCAAAAAGAACCAGAAGCAUAAAUCUCGAGGAUCUAUGCGUACCGUGACCAAAGUUGUGCGAAAUGAUUCCUUUUUUAAUUUCUUUACUCCACCAGUUGUGCCAGAUGAUGCGGAUGCUGAUUUAGAUGAUGAAACACAAGCUUUAUUGACCAGCGACUUUGAAAUAGGUCAUUACAUUAGAGAACGUAUAGUUCCUAGAGCCGUGCUCUAUUAUACAGGUGAAGGCUUGGAAGAUGAAGAUGAAGAUUACGAGGAGGAAGAAGGUGAUGACGAUGACGACGAUGAUGAAGACGAGGACGAAGAUGAUGAAGAAGAGGCGUCCUCUCCUACUAAUGCGCCUUCAGGUGGGAAACAAGGCGAUGAUAUCAAUGAGUGUAAACCACAGUAGAAUAACAAUUUAACGAGUUACGAUGUAAUGGAGGAUCCAUCAUUUAUACACAUUGCAUACGUGCAAACAGCAACACACUAACAAAUAUUUGAUUCCGAUAACUGCCUAGAUAAUCCUGCACCUUACGGCCCCAAUAUAAUCCCUGUUUGUAUCAACCAUCUAAUCAUAUAUCUCGUAUUCCAGAUCAAGCCUAGAUUCUUCAACAUACCGGUGAUACAAAAAACAAAACAUGAAAGAAAUUACGCGUACCACACUUCCCCCCUUACUCGCCGUUGACGAUGAG
Harpegnathos saltator (Jerdon's jumping ant) is the source of this 1958-nucleotide messenger RNA. RefSeq names its product Nucleosome assembly protein 1 (gene Nap1). Gene Ontology annotation, biological process: nucleosome assembly. The coding region runs from base 458 to 1675 and encodes 405 amino acids. Gene Ontology annotation, cellular component: nucleus. NCBI's taxonomy places the organism in Eukaryota, Metazoa, Arthropoda, Insecta, Hymenoptera, Formicidae. The transcript has 8 exons. The record is from RefSeq and is a predicted model, not a curated record.